Sparassis crispa is the source of this 957-nucleotide messenger RNA. RefSeq lists its product as hypothetical. The record is from RefSeq and is a predicted model, not a curated record. NCBI's taxonomy places the organism in Eukaryota, Fungi, Basidiomycota, Agaricomycetes, Polyporales, Sparassidaceae. The transcript has 3 exons. Bases 1 to 957 code for a protein of 318 amino acids.
AUGGGUGCCAACCAGUCUUCCAGUGGCGACCACGGCGCAUUCUCCAACCCAGACAGCACUCUGCAGCCAGAGUCGGGUAUGGCGCACACGCGAUACGUUACGCGGAACGAACUGUCGUCGUUGUCACUAGCAGACGUCCUGACCCUAGGCGUCGCGCUCCGCGAGAUGAGCGCAUGCGACCAGAUAUUCAAGUCGUGGAAUGACGACCUCGACAGUGUUGGCUUUGGGAGAGAAACAGACCUUGAAAUACGGGUCCGACACCAGAUCAGCACCCUGCAGGACCGAGCGCAGAUGGCACUCUCUGCUACGGAGAGAAUCGUCGAAACACACGAAUGUUUCAGCCAAAUCAUGGUGGAGCGGCUCCGACGAGCGGCAGAGUCAGGCGGCCGGCUGACUCCAGAUUCCAAAGUCCUCGAGACGGCAAACUCCAUCAAGGAGCAUUCCGCGGAGGUGUCGCGACACGUUGGAUCUAUGUGCGAAACCCUUCGCCACGUCAUGGACACCCUCGAUGAGACGCAGAAGAGAACACCGAGCUUGAAGGAUCAGAUUUUGACGUGGUUGAGAAAGGUGCUCCAGGCACUCACGGUUAUCCUCCAAGUGGCCGCAGUCGUCGCAAACAUCUUUGUGCCGAAUGGAAUCUGGGCCAGUGGUGCCCUAGCUAUUGGAUCAUUCGUUUCUUCUGUGGCAGAAAAGGUCAUAUCUGAGAUGGACAACCGCGGUAUGAUCAACGGAGACUUCCAGCAGAUGCUGCGAUUCUUCCGCGAAAAAAUCCCGCAAGACGUACAACGCGCAGCGGACAGUCUGCAGGUCUUUGAUGCGUGUCACCAAGCGCUCCGGCUGGAGUUGGAGAUACAGGAGAGGGAGCUGCUGACAGUCGACGUCAAUGUUGCUCGGCAAGCGGAGGAGGAUUGGAAACGUACGAACACCCAAUUGCAGCAAGUGGUGCGGAGGCGUUGA